CUGUCACUCCAUGUAAUUUUCCACCAUGAAUUCAGACGCGGUUUUGUUGUUAGAGGCCGUUAAUUUUGCCGCAGAGAAACAUCGUAACCAGCGACGUAAAGACGCAGACGGAACGCCGUACAUUAACCACCCCGUCGGAGUAGCAAGAAUCCUCAGCCAUGAGGGAGGCGUCACAGACAUCGAGGUUUUGCAAGCUGCUCUGCUUCAUGACACAGUGGAGGACACAGACACUACCCCCGCAGAGCUUGAAGCAAAAUUUGGACAGAUAGUGGCUCGUAUCGUUCAGGAGGUGACGGAUGACAAAAGUCUGCCCAAACAGGAGAGGAAGCGUCUGCAGGUGGAACACGCGCCUCAUUGCAGCCGCCAAGCCAAACUGGUCAAACUGGCUGAUAAACUGUACAACCUGAGGGACCUGAACCGCUGCACACCUGUCGGCUGGACAGCUGAGCGGGUCCAGGAGUAUUUUGUAUGGGCCUGUGAGGUGGUGAAGGGACUGAAAGGAACCAACUCAUCUCUGGAGGAGAAGCUGGAGGAGCUGUUCAGACAGAGAGGAGUCCAACUCUGACAACAUGGCUGCAACACUGUGGAGAACACACUAUUUAAGUUACAAAUAAAAACAUUUUUCAUUUAUAAAGAAAUAUAAAUAAAUCAUAUUUCA
This is a messenger RNA of Toxotes jaculatrix (banded archerfish), 658 nucleotides long. RefSeq names its product HD domain containing 3 (gene hddc3). NCBI's taxonomy places the organism in Eukaryota, Metazoa, Chordata, Actinopteri, Toxotidae. The record is from RefSeq and is a predicted model, not a curated record. Bases 26 to 565 code for a protein of 179 amino acids. Gene Ontology annotation, molecular function: guanosine-3',5'-bis(diphosphate) 3'-diphosphatase activity. The transcript has 4 exons.